This is a messenger RNA of Teleopsis dalmanni, 360 nucleotides long. RefSeq lists its product as uncharacterized. The coding region runs from base 68 to 301 and encodes 77 amino acids. NCBI's taxonomy places the organism in Eukaryota, Metazoa, Arthropoda, Insecta, Diptera, Diopsidae. Gene Ontology annotation, molecular function: chitin binding. The transcript has 2 exons. The record is from RefSeq and is a predicted model, not a curated record.
GGCUGUCACGAUUAGACGUUAUUUAUCAAUUAGCAAAUUGUGAUAACAAAGGUUAAUCACGUUGGGUAUGUCUCGUGUAGAACACAAUGGUGAACCUGGUUGCAAGACCUCCGCUGAAGAAAAUCAUCUUUACCGUAAUACUUGGGACCCAACUUCAUAUUGGGAGUGUGAACUUAAAGGUCAACCUGCAAAAAUAAGACGUUGCAAACCGAAUAAGUUAUUCUCUGAUAAGUAUGGGAAAUGUGUUAAUUGGCAAGAUUGGGAAUGGACAGAACCAAAAGAACCACCUAGUAGACCUUAAAAAUUGAAUAGAGUAAUCAAUUAUAUUUUACUUAAUAAAAAAUUAAUAUAAUAAGUAAA